AUGAAUAAUUCAAUACAUAAAAAUCCAAGUGUAGACCUAUUAAAUGAAUAUAAGGCUGCAGGUAUCCAUCAAUUUGCACUCUAUAAAGAAAAUCAAUUUAAUGACAUAUCAAAGAUUAAUAUAAACCAUAUUGAGAGCUUGCAAUACCUUAAGCCUUUUAUAAGUAAUAUAUCAAAUGGAUCACAAUAUGAUGUUGCUGCUUUAACUCAUUUAUUAUGUUUACAACAAAAUAAGAUAAGAAUUUUAGCAUUAUUAUUAAAAAGAUGUAAUCAACUAAAAUCUCAACGUUGGAAUAAUGGGUCUAAAUUAUCUGAUACUAUAAAAUCAAGAAUAUCUAAUAAUGAGAGGAUUUUUUUUGAAAAUUAUGAUACAUUAAUUAAUGAAUAUAAUCAAAGUAUUUCUGUCAAAUUAGAUAUACCUGAUUUCGAUAUAUGUUCUAAUAUUCAUUGUACAAGUAUGAAUACACAGAAUAUAUUAUGCCAAAUUAGAACAUCUGGCAAAAUAACUAGGACAUAUCUUUGUAAUUCAAAUAAAUUAGAAGCAUAUGAUAUUGAUGUAUAUUUUAAUUCAGGUUCAUUAUCAUUUUUCAAAGAUAAUGAGGUUGAUCAAUUACAACGGAAUUCUCUGAUUUUACGUUUAUCUCCUGAUAUAUAA
Messenger RNA from Cryptosporidium muris RN66, 654 nucleotides. RefSeq lists its product as uncharacterized. NCBI's taxonomy places the organism in Eukaryota, Apicomplexa, Conoidasida, Eucoccidiorida, Cryptosporidiidae. The record is from RefSeq and is a predicted model, not a curated record. The transcript has 2 exons. Gene Ontology annotation, biological process: DNA replication; DNA strand elongation involved in mitotic DNA replication. Bases 1 to 654 code for a protein of 217 amino acids. Gene Ontology annotation, cellular component: GINS complex.